CAAGCAUCAUUGACAAAGCUCUUACCCAAAUUUCACUCAUUAAAUUAAGAAAAAAAAUACAAUUAAGGGAUAAUACAGCCAACUGUUUUGUUAAUCUUUCCCUCUUGCUUCAACUCCACACUCUCAAAUGCCAACAAAAUUCAUCUCUUUCCCACAAAAUCUAAUCCAAACAUCAAAAUUUUCUUCAUCUCCUAAACUUUCCCAUCUAUGAUCUCAAAAACCCAAUUUCUAAUUUCUACUAAUCUUUUUUUUCUUGUUCUAAUUUCAACACUCGAAACAGAGGCUAAAUGUUCAAAAUCUUGCAAUUCCAAACAGACCCCUUACGAUUUCCCCUACCCAUUUGGCUUCUCCGCCGGCUGCCCAAUCCGUCUGAACUGCAGCCACGACGGCGCCGCCAUGAUCGGAGAAUUUCCUGUUGAAUUUAUCAACUCCGAUCACAUUAAAGUCGUAAUCAAAGCUAAAUGCAACCGCCGGUUCCACACAAUUCGCCAAUUCUUUAGCCCCCAUUACGCUCCAACGGCCAAUAACGCCCUUCUUUUACAGAACUGUUCGUCUCCGAUUUCGACUUGCUUUUUACCGACGACGAUGGUUCAGACCAAAUUUGAAUCCCCCAAUUGCUCUGUGGAUCGCUCUAGUAUAAGCUGCUAUACCCAAAACGCCACCGCUUCCGCUGGUUUCUUGAACUUCAAAAACCUCACCGGAACCCACUGCGAUUAUCUUCUGUCGUCGAUUUCCGCGGAGGAGCUCAACAGCAACAUCUCCGCCGUAAUUUCUCUGGAAAUUCAAACGGUGGAUCUCGGGUGGUGGCUGCAGGGGGGCUGCCACCGCUCCUGCCAUGAAGAUGCUAACUGUACGGAGCUUAAAUCGCCGAGUAAUGGGACUGUCUCUUAUACACAUCUAGAUGUGUAUAAAGACAGGUAUUUGGCCGGCACCGGCUGCCGGAAAGCUUCAAAUUGCUACACCACCAAGUACGUUAUCGGCGAAUGCGGAACAUCAACAACAGCCACAAGAACCGCCAUCCUCAUCGGAACCGUGAUCGGCGGAGCCGCCGUACUACUUUCUCUCGGUUUAUUCUGCUGCUUUAUCCGCCGUCGUUCCAAUCUCAAAUCUAUACACCUCAACAAAAUCACCAAACGCCGCCUCUCGGAAGCCACCGCUGGCGCCGGAAAAUCCACUAUCCACCUCUACACCUACAAAGAGAUCCAAAAAGCCACCCACAACUUCUCCGACGAUCACCGCCUCGGUACCGGCGCAUACGCCACCGUCUACGCCGCAAAAUUACGCAACGGCGAAUGGGUCGCAAUCAAACGCCUUAAAAAUCGAGACCCCGACACCAUUCAACAAGUUCUUAACGAAAUCAAUCUCAUCUCCUCCGUCAGCCACCCUAACCUCGUUCGUCUCCUCGGCUGCUCCAUGGAAUCCGGCGACCAAAUCCUCGUCUACGAAUUCAUGCCCAACGGCACUCUGUCUCAACAUUUACAGAAACAGAGAGGCACCGGCCUCCCCUGGCUCGUCCGCCUCAACAUCGCCGUCGAAACCGCUAACGCAAUUGCCCAUCUACAUUCUGCAAUUAACCCUCCGAUCUUCCACAGAGACAUCAAAUCCAGCAACAUACUACUCGAUCAGAAUCUCAAAUCGAAAGUAGCGGAUUUCGGGCUUUCAAGAUUGGGUAUGGCCGAAAUUUCCCAUAUCUCGACAGCUCCUCAAGGGACACCGGGGUAUCUCGAUCCGCAAUACCAUCAAGAUUUUCAUCUCUCCGACAAGAGCGACGUGUACAGCUUCGGCGUGGUCCUUGUGGAAUUGAUCACCGCCAUGAAAGUGGUGGAUUUCUGCCGGCCGAAAGACGAGGUAAAUUUGGCUACGCUGGCCGCCGAUCGAAUUGGGAAUGGGCGGCUGAGUGAAAUUGUGGACCCAUUGAUGGAGAUGGAGGGAGAUGAAUGGGGGAUUUCGUCGGUGGAGAAGGUGGGGGAGGUGGCGUUCAGAUGCUUGGCGUUUCAAAGGGAUGUGAGGCCGUCAAUGGUGGAGGUAGCGGCGGAGCUGGAGGAGAUCCGACGGAGCAAGUGGGAAGAAGGGGGAUUGAAGUGUAAGGAAAUGGAAUUAGUAGUUGAAAUUGGGAGCUCAAAAUCUAGCCAUGGAGGAGGGGAUUACUUUUCAAGAGGCUCUGUUGAAGAUUCAUGGCGGAGUGAACAGAGCUCGCCGUCAUCCAGUAGUUUGCUAAAUAAUGUCCUUUUGUGAUGAUCCCAAUUUUGAUUUUUUUUUCCAUUUGGGGUGACUUUUUUUUUUUGUGUAUUUUUCAAAAGGGAAAAAUAAAUUUGAAGUUAAUGUACUUUGUUAAGAAAUGAUUUAAUCAAAAUUAAACUCCUAAAAUUGGUAACGAUGUUCCAUC
This is a messenger RNA of Benincasa hispida (wax gourd), 2386 nucleotides long. Its product is annotated as wall-associated receptor kinase-like 14. Lineage: Eukaryota; Viridiplantae; Streptophyta; Magnoliopsida; Cucurbitales; Cucurbitaceae. Gene Ontology annotation, biological process: protein phosphorylation. Gene Ontology annotation, molecular function: ATP binding; protein kinase activity. The record is from RefSeq and is a predicted model, not a curated record.